This is a messenger RNA of [Torrubiella] hemipterigena, 675 nucleotides long. The record is from the annotation of a GenBank genome assembly. NCBI's taxonomy places the organism in Eukaryota, Fungi, Ascomycota, Sordariomycetes, Hypocreales, Clavicipitaceae.
AUGAGUCGCUCAUUAACGACUCGCCUGAUGGCGCAGUCGAUAUCCCGCCGAACCUGCACCGCGACAACUCCCAUCGUCGUCCGCCACAUCUCCUCGACACCGACACGAUGCGAAGAAAAGAAGACAUCCAACUCGGAAUCCUUCCUCGAGAGCAUCUACAGCCCAAUGGCAGCCAAGGAGCCCCCUUCAUCACUUGAGGACCUCAGCAAAAGUGCCGUCUUCCAGGCCCUCUCGAAAUCCAGCGCCGUCGACACCAGCAUGCUUCGCAACGACGGCAGCAAGCCCAGCAAGAAGACGGAAGACCACGAGCCGUACCAUCUGCACAUCUACUCGCACAAGCACAACACGCACAUCUCCUGCACAAAGCCCAACCGCGAGGCCAUCAUCUCGCUGUCCUGCGGCAACAUUGGCUUCAAGAAUGCCCGUCGCGGCACCUUUGACGCUGCCUACUCGCUGGGCAAGUACGUCCUGGAGCGUCUCGUGCACAAUGGCUGGCCCAUGAAGAUGAAGAAGCUGGAGCUUGUCAUGCGCGGCUUCGGCCAGGGCCGUGAGGCGGCCAUGAAGGUGCUGUUGAGCCCUGAAGGCAAGGUGCUGCGCGACAAGAUUGUGCGCGUGACGGACUCGACGCGCAUCAAGUUUGCCGGAACAAGGAGCAAGAAGCCCAGACGUCUGUAA